Bufo bufo (common toad) is the source of this 1817-nucleotide messenger RNA. It is a transcript of the gene CD72, whose product is annotated as CD72 molecule. The transcript is spliced from 10 exons. The coding region runs from base 107 to 1516 and encodes 469 amino acids. The record is from RefSeq and is a predicted model, not a curated record. Gene Ontology annotation, cellular component: plasma membrane. Gene Ontology annotation, molecular function: transmembrane signaling receptor activity. NCBI's taxonomy places the organism in Eukaryota, Metazoa, Chordata, Amphibia, Anura, Bufonidae.
AGGUUGUCAGAUCCAGGCCACCGGUUAGUGGUGUCAGAGGAGACCUAUAGAGAGGUUGUCAGGGCCAGGCUGCUUUCCUUUAAUAAGGGUCCAGCUGUGGCUGAGGAUGCAUGUGCGAGGUCCUGAGAGUCCUUCAACGAAACCUAGAAGAGGACGCUUCCUGAUCCGCACAGAGUGGCCCCUGCCUGUAAGACUGCACUUAACUACUGGACGUAAUAAUGGCGUCAUAUCGUGUGUCACAUUCACAGGCGUCAACCAGGAGCCGGCAGAUGAAGACUGGGACGUUACAUACGAAAAUGUCAUCGACCCGAAAGAAAGGGAGAAUCAGAACCAGUCACAGAGGACGAGUCCCAGAGGGUUGCGGACUCUUCCUCCAUGUGGUACUAGCACUCUCAUCCUCCUCUCCUGCGCUCUCCUGGCUGCCGUCAUCGGGCUCUCUGUACAGUUAUCUCAGGUGUCCAGACGUCUCCUCAGCACAGCAGCCACAUUACAAGAACUACAGGGAGAUCAUGAAGACCUCGGCUCCAGAUUCACCGAGAAUAACCAGAGAACAGACUCCAUGCUCCAAACGCUUCAGGAGAACCGGAGAGAACUGGAAAAGACCAAGGCUGAGUUGCAUGAGGUGCAGGAGAAGUGGAAGACCUCCACACAGGAGUUACAGAGAAUGAGAAGGGAGAAGGAAGACACAGAGACCACAAAGAACUCCUUGCAAAAUCUUCUCCGGAUAACCAAAAAUGAGCUGAGAGGGAAACAGGAGGAGCUCACACAAUGUGAGGACAACCUCAGAUCAGUCCGUACAGAGAAGACGACAUUACAGAGGACGCUGGCUCAGACAAAAACCUCUCUCGAAGAAACCAAGAGGAAACUCUACUCAACAACGAUGACAUUUAACGACAAGACUACAGAACUUAACAAUGUAAGAAAAUCCCUUCAAGAGACACAGAGGAACCUGGACAACAACAGAAGAUAUUCAGAGCAGCAGAAGAAGAGGCAGGAAGACCUGGAGCAGAGACUGAGCGAGGCUGGAAGAUGCUUAACCAGUAGAGCCUGUUCAGACAUCGUGAACAUUGAUGAAAAUACAUCUGACUCCUUUAACUACUGCCCCUUGUGGUGGCAUCAGAUUGAUGAGAUGUGUUACUACUUCUCCAGUCAGAAGAAAGCGAGAAUUGAUGCUGAAGUAGACUGCACAAGCCAAUCAGCCUCACUGGCCAGAGUGGAAGACGAGCUCAUCGAGCUGCAAAAUCUGAUUGAGAACAGUGGAGAAAGUUACUGGAUCGGUCUACAUAGAAAGGAUGAGUCCUGGAAGUGGUCGGACGGAUCCAUCAAAAAAGAUUUCCAGGAGAGAAACAGCCAUUUGUGCGUGAAAGCAAGUCCCCGGCUGGACCUGGCGCCGUGCAGAACUAAGCUGCCCUGGAUCUGUGAAAUGAGGGCCAAGAGAUGCAGCUCCAAGGCUGAGGCGGUGCGCUGUCUGUGGGAGAAGAUUGGGGCAUUCGGACAGGAUCGCCAGGAGCUAUAAUUCUCUGAUAAUAUACAUAAUAAGUAUGUGCCCCCAUCCUGAUGUCUCCUAUCACUCCUAUGCUGCCAGGGGCCUAACUAAAGGCUCCUGAUGGAAAACUUCAACUUGGGCCAUCUGCACCACCCCAACUGCAGCCCUUCCAUACCUCGGGGUCUCUUAAGUGACACCUCGAGGCAGCAGAGAGCUUCAUGACUAGAGUCCUAAAUGGUGAAGGGGAAUCAUCCUCAAGACAUAGGUUUUGACCUCUUUUUCCUCCCAAAGGGCAUAACUAUGAGACAACUUUUCGAACAUAAGACCAAUU